GGGUUGAACCAGUCGUCCAUUUAACAAUUCAUACCGAUAUUGGGAGCAGACGAUCCAGACGUUUAACUCAACUGUCCGCGAAGCAAACUUAACAUGCCGAAGUGUCCUAACUGUCAGAAGGAAGUAUACUUUGCGGAGAAGGUGACCUCUCUGGGAAAAGACUGGCACAGACCUUGCCUUAAAUGUGAAAAAUGUAGCAAGACUCUAUCUUCAGGCAGCCAUGCGGAGCAUGAGGGAAAGCCAUAUUGCAACAAGCCGUGCUACGCAGCGCUCUUUGGCGCCGGAGGAUUCGGCCACGGUGGUACCGAAUCUCAUAAAUAUUAGGCGGGGACAGGGAGGUGCAAAGAUUCCACCUCUGCCAGCGUAACGCGUUGUCCUUUUCAAGUAGCUGGCUACGUGCACAAUAAAAUAGACCAGAAAUUCCGCGGGAUAUUUCAAGAUCGACUCGUCCAACAAUCUGCUUGUGCUUGGAUGCAAAACAGCAAUCGACUAUUAUAAUAAGUGCCUGCUCAUUAUAAUACGUGACCGAAUUCGAGAUAACAGUCUGCUUAUCAAGUGACUGAAUACAGGACAACAAUCCGCUCAUUUAGUGACUGAAUGCAAAACAAGAAUCUGCUCAUCACAUGUAUAAUGCGUGCCUCGAUGCACCCUUUGUGUGUUAGAGAUGGUAUUUAUGUGAUGAACACAAAUUGUCCUAAAUGCAACCACGACCGACAUCCUCUGUCACACCGAUACCUCCACUAAUCAUUCAUUGCAAACUCGAAAAUAAACUCUCAGUGUCGUUUCGUGGUUUA
Messenger RNA from Lineus longissimus, 794 nucleotides. Its product is annotated as cysteine-rich protein 1-like. NCBI's taxonomy places the organism in Eukaryota, Metazoa, Nemertea, Pilidiophora, Heteronemertea, Lineidae. The coding region runs from base 94 to 324 and encodes 76 amino acids. The transcript has 4 exons. The record is from RefSeq and is a predicted model, not a curated record.